This is a messenger RNA of Trichechus manatus latirostris (Florida manatee), 552 nucleotides long. Its product is annotated as defensin-5-like. Gene Ontology annotation, cellular component: extracellular matrix; extracellular region. The transcript is spliced from 2 exons. Gene Ontology annotation, biological process: innate immune response in mucosa; defense response to Gram-negative bacterium; defense response to Gram-positive bacterium. The coding region runs from base 26 to 304 and encodes 92 amino acids. NCBI's taxonomy places the organism in Eukaryota, Metazoa, Chordata, Mammalia, Sirenia, Trichechidae. The record is from RefSeq and is a predicted model, not a curated record.
UCUGACCUCCAGGUGACCUACAGCCAUGAAGACCCUCACCCUCCUCGCUGCCAUCCUCCUGCUGGUCCUCCAGGCCCAGGCUGAGCCACUCAGACAAACAGCUGAUGAGGUCCCAGCCCAGGACAAGACUGGAGUAGAGGACCUGGACGUGGAGGUCUCCUUUGCAGGAUAUGAAAGCUUAGUCCAAGAGGCUUCAGGCGUAAGGAGCAUCUGCUACUGCAGAAUUAGAUUCUGUAUUGGACUGGAACGUCGCUUCGGGAGGUGCUACCUCAAUGGUCGUGUCUACCUGUUUUGCUGCAGAUGAGCUUCAAAAACAGACAGAAGACUCAUACUUUGCUUUGAAGAUCUAUAAGAGAAUUAUUGUUAUUCUUUAUACCUUGUCCUCAAUUUCCUUUCCUUAUCCCAAAUAAAGUCCUUGCAGCAAGUUAAAAAAGAAAAAAAGAUAUUAUUAACAAAGGCAUAAAAAUAUAAAGUGCCUAGUAAAUCUAACAAAAUUGUGUAAGAUCUCUGGCGGGAAAACAAUAAAAGUUUAUUGGCAACUAUUAACAAAAA